CUACAAGAAAGGCGACACAGCUGUGAUUGAGAUCAUUUCUCGAGUUGAUCGUCGGAGAGGCGACAUAUCGCGCUGACCAUGGAGCUACUCCAGUUGCUUAUACUAUCGCUGCUAAUGUUCUACGGUCUGCCACAGGGGAUACCAAUUAAAAUAAAAGUGGACGGCGACAAAAAUGCUUCGGUUGGUGAAGAUCAAGUUAAACUCUUCUGUGAAUAUACCCUACCAAUUUUGGAAGCAGAGAUUCAGUCGUCCUACGUUGAGUGGGAAAAAUGCGAUAACUCAAAUAUGGAUGAAGGAUACAUCAUAGCGGUGAUCGUCAAUGGACAGGUAGAUGUGUUCAAACCAGAUAAAUACAAAAUCACGGAAACGUUGCAUCUAAACCAACCCUCGUUAUUGAUUUCUAACGUUGAUCUCUCGGACGAAGCCACGUAUUGGUGUAAAGUGAACUUUAUUUUAAACACAGCGGAUGGGUCGCCACAGCUUGACCAGGAUACGCAAAGUACCGUGCUGACAGUGCAGAAACCACCAUCACAUGUUGAAAUCAUCGACCGUGGUCAUAACGAACAGGUGGGAGUCAACUCGAUGGGAGAGAUUCUGCUUGAGUGUUGUGUCUACGACAGUAAGCCAGCAUCGCCGAUUGCGUGGUACAUAGACAAUCAGAAAAUCCAUAGAAGUAUUAGGAACACUGUGGUAAAAAGCGAAAAUGGCACGUGGACGACACAUAGUUUUUUAACGUACGUUCCAUCGCUUGAGGACAAUGAUAGUAUUAUUCGUUGCAUUUACGAAUCAAAUACUCCAGAGGACCGUUACACAGAUCAAGUACAGAUCUCGUUAGUUUCGAGGCUUGUCAGCGCAGGACAACAAAAAGUUUUUUCAAGCCCAGUUACAAUUAUUUUUUCAACGCUUUUUCUUUUUCUUUUAAAGCAUUUAUAGUGCAGCCAGAUUUGAUAAUUUAUGCAAAUUUUUAUCGAUAUAUUACAGAUUUUACUUUUAUAGUCUACAUUACAUCAUUUAGAAUUUUAGAUUUGUGCAACCAAUAAAAGGUCAAAGGUCAACAUCGUGGUAUUUUCAGGGAUUCAAUUUUCUUUAAAAAAAGAUAAUUAAUAAUUCAUUUUUUAGACGAAAUUUUAAUUGAAAUAUACCAGGAUGAAUAGCCUUUUAAGGUCUCGUAAGACAGAUUAUGUAUGCAAAUGAGAUCACAUGAUCAUACAUAUUUAAUUGGCUUGAAUUUACAGGAUAUGUAUGCAAAUGAAUCGCAUGAUAAUUCAGUACAUCUCAUUGGCUUAGCUUUACAGGUCUUGUAUGCAAAUGAGAUCAUGUGUUUCAUAUUGUGUAUCUCAUUGGCUUAGCUAUACAGGUUGUGUAUGCAAAUGAGAUCAUGUGAUUCAUCUUGCACAUCUCAUUGGUUGAGAUUUACAGAUGUGAAAAGAGGACAGUUUCAGGUGAAAUGAAUUGAUAAACUGAUCACACUAAACAUGACAAGCAAAUCUGACUAAACUUGCAUGAACAAACAUUUCCAGGUGAUCCGAAUUGAGGCGGUUUGCAGUUGACCGUUUCACCCCAUUGUUAACUUAAGUUCAGUUCAGUUAAUAACAACACAUAUUGUGUGAUGUUUGCUUGUUUUGAUCUAUGCUAAAUACAAGUUCAGUGUGAGUUUGCAGCUCAGACUAUUUUGCAUACAAAUAUUUUGGUUGGUUGAGGUAUCCAAAAAUAGGACAAACAUGUCUGUACCUUAUGGCUUUAGAACCAUUCUUGAUUUUCAAUGCAGAAUUCUCAGUAUCAUAGGGGGUUCACAUUGCAAAAUUCAUAUUAUGUUAGAGGGUCCAUAAAUCCAUGUCAUGUGAUUGCAUUUGUCAACUAUUUUCAAAAAACUACAUUCCUCAUAAGACUAGUAUAAUCCAGAUAUUCACAUAUUUUAAAAAUCAUAAAAACACAUUAUUGAUUAAAAAACACCUGUGAAUGACACUAAUAUUCUGCCUUUCCAAGACAAUAUAAAAUUUUGUGUUUAAAACUGUAAAAUCAUUGUUACAUGUAAAUAAAAUUUACACUUUAUUUAG
Molecule: messenger RNA, 2057 nt
Organism: Saccoglossus kowalevskii
Lineage: Eukaryota; Metazoa; Hemichordata; Enteropneusta; Harrimaniidae
Source: RefSeq, a predicted model, not a curated record